Molecule: messenger RNA, 3738 nt
Organism: Notolabrus celidotus (New Zealand spotty)
Lineage: Eukaryota; Metazoa; Chordata; Actinopteri; Labriformes; Labridae
Product: xylosyltransferase 1-like
Exons: 11
Coding region: 244-3051 (935 amino acids)
Biological process (GO): heparan sulfate proteoglycan biosynthetic process; chondroitin sulfate proteoglycan biosynthetic process
Cellular component (GO): membrane
Molecular function (GO): protein xylosyltransferase activity
Source: RefSeq, a predicted model, not a curated record
UUGGCCACAUGAGGGCCUCCGCGUCCUCCCUGCUGCCUCCAAACCUCCAAACCUCUCUCCUCAUUUCAAGCCUUUGCCAAAUUCCCUCCUCCCUCCUCCCUUCUUCCUCCCUCCCUCCUCCUCCUCCUCUCUGCCUGCCAGAAGCCCCUCUCAGGCCGUGUAGGGGAGCAUUCACACCCCGCUGUCGGCGUUUAUCGGAUGGGGCUCUCAGCCUGAGCCGGAGGGAGGAGGAGGAGGAGAAGGAUGAACGGGAACCCGUGCGCCCGCAGGCUCGCCCGGCGCUCCAAGUCCGCGCUGCUGAUCGCGGCUCUGGCCGUCCUGCUGGUCCAGACUCUCAUCGUGUGGAACUUCAGCAGCCUGGAUUCUGCUGGCGGGGACGGAGGAGCCAGGAGCCGGGAGAAGAGAGAGGACCGAGCAGGGGGGCUCAACAAAGCCGAGAGGGAACACCCGAGGAGGGGGCUGCAGAAGAAGGGCGACCCGCCGCCCCCGAUUGGAAAGGCAGCUGCUCGACACAAGCUACAGGCGGACGUCUACCAUUCCCACCGCCCGAAAGAGAAGCUUCGUCUGGACAGCAACAACAACGAGAACUCAGUCCCAAAAGACUUUGACACCAUCGACAGCAACAGUAACCUUGGAGCUCGAUCCCAACGCCAACGAGUGCCGGUCCCAAACGCCAAACGCAAGCUGGAUAAGGCCCAAGCACAGGGACUUCUGGGAAAAAGUGCAAACGAGGUCCUGAAGUACCCCGCCGUCCAACCCAGAGGAGCUGGACACAACCACAACCGCACCCUCAACCGGAAACCCCAUCCCCAGAUUCCCACCAUCUCAGCACCACUCCAAGGGUCCAAUCAGGAAGCGGCUUUCUACCAGGUGAAGAAGUCGGCGUCUCUGCUGCCGCCAGGUUUGGAGUCGAGGAAGGAGCAGCCGCAGUGUGAGAUCAGUGGGAAGGAGGCCAUCUCUGCUCUGUCCAGGGCCAAGACCCGGGAGUGUCGGCAGCAGAUUGUGGAGGUGUACUGCAAACACAAAGAGAGGGCGCUGAUGCCCGAGAAGGUUCCUCGCUUCUGCCCCAUAGAAGGUAAAGCUAACGUGAAUGUACAGUGGGAUGAGGACCCCUCAGACGCUGCCCGCCUCGUUCCUGUUCGGAUCGCCUUCGUCCUGGUCGUCCACGGCCGAGCCUCGCGUCAGUUCCAUCGUCUGUUUAAAGCCAUCUACCACACCUCGCACUACUACUACAUCCACGUAGACCAGAGGUCCAACUACCUCCACAAAGAGAUCCUGACUCUGGCCGGCCGCUAUCCCAACGUGAGGGUGACUCCCUGGCGGAUGUCCACCAUCUGGGGCGGGGCCAGCCUGCUGACUAUGUACCUGCGCAGCAUGGAGGACCUUUUAAAAAUGGCCGACUGGUCCUGGGACUUUUUCAUCAACCUCAGCGCUGCAGACUAUCCCAUCAGGACCAACGAACAGCUGGUGGCUUUUCUGUCCAAGUAUCGCAACAUGAACUUCAUCAAAUCUCACGGCAGAGACAACGCACGAUUCAUCCGUAAGCAGGGUCUGGACCGUCUCUUCCUCGAGUGCGACACCCACAUGUGGCGUCUCGGGGACCGCAAGAUCCCAGAGGGCAUCGCGGUGGACGGAGGCUCUGAUUGGUUCCUGGUAAACCGGCCGUUUGUGGACUAUGUGGUGAACUCCCAGGACGAGCUGGUCAGCAGCAUGAAGCGCUUCUACUCCUACACACUGCUGCCGGCUGAGUCGUUCUUCCACACCUUGCUGGAGAACAGCGUCCACUGUGAGACGAUGGUGGACAACAACCUGCGGCUCACCAACUGGAACCGUAAGCUGGGAUGUAAAUGUCAGUACAAGCACAUAGUGGACUGGUGCGGCUGCUCGCCCAACGACUUCAAGCCCUCGGACCUGCCGCGCUUCCAGCAAGCGUCCAGACCCACCUUCUUCGCCCGGAAGUUCGAGGCCAGCGUCAGUCAGGAGAUCAUCAACCAGCUGGACUCCUACCUGUUCGGGACGUACCCCGCGGGAACCCCGAGCCUCCAGGCCUACUGGGAAAACAUCUACGAGCAGGAGACGGACGGCCCUGCCAGCCCGUCAGACUCCACGCUCAGUCACUACCACGCCUUCGUUCGUAUGGGACUGUCCCGGGCCGCCAGCUCGCUGCAGGGGCAUCCCAAUGACAACAGCUGCAGGUACGUCGCCAUGAGCCACCCGGUGUCGGUCCACCUCUACUUCCUGUCGGACCAGUUCCAGGGCUACCUGGUGCGUCACAUGGCCACUAACCGAGCCUCCACCCAGCUGGAGACUCUGGAGACCUGGGUUACGUCCAGAGACCACUUCGCCUUUGCCAGUCCAGCCCAUCCCAACAACAGGCUGCAGCACGUCCAGGUCGGGAUUGACUGGGAUCCAAAGGAGCGUCUCUUCAGGAACUGGGGAGGUCUCGUGGGUCCAGAGGACGAGCCGGUGGCCGUGCAGCGCUGGAGCCGCAGUCAGACCAACCUGACCGCCACCGUCGUAUGGAUCGACCCCACAAACGUCAUCGCAGCGACUUACGACAUCCUGGUGGACGCCUCCGCCGAGGUCACCCACUACCGGCCGCCGCUCACCCUGCCGCUGAGGCCGGGGCUGUGGACGCUGCGAGUGCUGCACCACUGGAACCCGCUCGGUCAGACCAGCUUCAUCGUGGCUCCGCUGGAGUUCCACCGACAGCAGCCGAUUCUACAAGAGGACGCCCUCCGGCUGCACGGCGGCCCGGCCAGAAACUCCUACAUGGAGCAGAGCUUCCACGGCCUGAACCCGGUGCUGCGGCUGCCGGUGAGCCUGGGCGCCGUGGAGGAAGCCGAGGCCAACGCCGGCCUGACGGGGGCGCCGCUGCGUCGCUGGCUGGACCGUCUGCUGGAGAGCCACUGGUCGGCCUCGGACGUCUGCUCCAUGGGACCCAGCGCCUGCCCCGUCAUGCAGCGCUGUCCCCAAACGGUCUGGAGCGCGGCCAGCCCGGACCCCAAGUCUGAACUGACCCCUCCCAGAGAGGACGGACGGAUCAGGUAGCAGACGGACGGACUGAGGGAGGGAUAAAUGAAGGAAGGCACGGGGCUGACGUCCCGCUCGUGUCUGGUAUUUAUUUAUUUAAAGGUUGUGCAGAGUGGAAGAGGACGGAGGACCAAACUCUGGAGGCAGAGAGGGGAAGAAGAGGAACAGACUCAAACUGAGGGACAGACUUCCUCCUUCAGUCCUCUCUCAGUCUGCUGCGCUCACUGUCAUUUGGGACUACAGUGUGUGUGUGCGUGAGUGUGUGUGAGUGUGUGUGUUGAAGCAGUGUGUGAGAAGAACUUUUUACCUCUUGUUGUGAGUGUUUCCUGGGUUAAAGUAUGGAAGUGAUGCAGAAUCCUCGGCCCCUAAAGGUCUUUGUAAAAUAGUUUUUAUAUCGACUUUAUUUAUUUGAUCAGAAAAACAUCCUGAACUCUGAAAUGUUCUUUUCAAAAACCGACCUGAACUGGUCAAAGUCAGCGAGACAGAGGUCGUCUUCAGAUUUUAAAGACUCAGAUUAUUUGAAGCUUUAUGAAAGCCAUAAAGGUUUCUGUUUCAAACUUUUCAUCCUGGAUCUUUGUCGUGUUCAGAGAAGGAAUAUUAUCUUUGAGUUCUUCUGAGAGAUCAAACCAUCAUCCUGUCACAUCGAGGUGAAAUACAGGCGGUAUGGAUGUAAGGAUAAAUCAUGAGUAAAUAAUCAGACCAUCA